UGACCAAAACACGGGAAACACGGACGGCGGUACGUACAUGUGACCGGUCAGAUGACGGUGUUUGGGUUCCGUUUAUUACGCUUUGCCUGUAUCUGACUAUGAUACUCAUAUGGUUAGAAAACUCAUUAAUCAGCUACCGGUGCUGACUUUCUAUUAUGACAGAAAAUGUCUACUGCUAUGAUAGCGUCAAUCUCCACUCUUCCACACUCGGAAAAUGGAUCGAAGCCUAGGCCUGGGCCUAGGCCUCUCCGUAGUAGUGGCCGCAAUGUAUUGCUCAGGCACUCGAUUCUUUCAUUCAGAAAGUAUUUUCAGCUAGGGCAAUGGGAGCUAGCCAGGGCUUGCGCUCAGACUUUUUGGAAUGUGGAAGCACAAGAUACAAAUAGACAGACUCAUUCCGGAAAGGUUUCUGAUAAAGAAGCUAGUUAUGAGCAAGAACACCUAGGCCUAGAUGAAUUAGUUGACGGAGGCCGAUAUGCAACUGAGAACGAUGAUAACAAAGAGGCAUUGUUGGUUGAGAAAAUCGUAUUAUGGGCGAUAAGAAAUCCAGAAAAGUCCAGCUUUGGUUCACAUAGUGUGGUCUCUCCCCAACAUUUGGCAUGGUUGUGUUUCCAAUUGCUACAAGGAAAAUGUGGUCACACGCAAAAGUCUAACCUUUCUCACUACCUCGAGUUUAGUCUCAUGCUACUAAUGUGCAAGGAAUUCGGUGCUGACACUUCAACCCUAAAGGAGCUAUAUCAGUAUUUCUGCUCGAUUACAAUCAGAGCAACAUCAUCACCAAAUAGUCAAACUCUCCAGGAAUACCAAAGGAUCUCUAGAGAUUGUAAAAAACUCCUCCAGGAUAUUCUCACCCAAGAUACAACGCUUGGAAGUACUAUGAUCAAAUAUCUUCACACGUCUUUUACACCACCAAGCUUAUACGAUGCCACCGUCUCUUUAACAAUUUCAGAACUUGUAGUUAGUCUGACAAGCAAUAAAUCUCAGAUAUCUGUUGAUACUUUGUGUGAGAGGGUCUAUGAUGUAAUAGCAAAGACUCUGUGGCCGUUAGACAUAGCUUUGGAGAACGUUGGCAACCUCUGCAGAGAACUGUUACAUCUGGCAAUGGACCGUCACGUUCUGCAGCUACAUAAUCUUUACUCGUGUAUUCUUUGUAAGCAGGAGCCGUUUCUACAGUUAUGCAGGAAAGUGACUAAUAAUUUCCUUAUGAACUACCAAAGAAGAUCUGUUCCAAGCGACAGACUGGAAGCAGGAGAAGAUGUUAUAAAUGCUUAUGCUAUGUUGGCCAUUAACAGAAUGGAUCGAAAAGAUGCCUGGAAGCAGCUGUUUUUUCAAUCAUGGAAUAAUACACAGCAUGUGUUGGAAAUGAUUGUGGAAUCCUGUAUGUCAUUUAUUAAAGAAGAAAUGUUUGGUGAAUUGGUCGAGCUUUUGGCUCCUAGAGAGCUAUCAAAUCUCAGAGUGUUCAUUGUGUUGGUAGGUCUGGGAAAAGUCAAAACUUUAUCUGCAGCUAGAAAACUAUUCAAGGCAAUUGAUUUUAAGCAGAGCCACAGCGAUUCCCUUCUGGUGGCAGCAUGUCAGAGGUUAUCAUUUUGUAUGGAAUUAGUCAGAUGGAGUCUGGAUAAAACAAGUGCUAUGCAUGAAUUUGAAGAUGCAAUGGACAUUGAGGUUAGAAUAGACUGUGACCAGUCAGCUCUAUGUGUUCUCCAUCGUUGUGGCUCUUUAACUGCCUUAGAUCCUGUGGAUGUCAUUGAUAUGCUUAGUGGAACCACAACAAAAGAAGAAGUAAAAUCAAUGUGGAAGGAGAGAAAACUAAGCGAAGGAGGUGCACAGUCAGUUGAACAGGCAAGAGAUGUAGCAGUGUACUUGAGUUUCAUUGCAAUGCAGGGGUUCAUUAAUGCUGUGAGUGGAAUGGACACUGACCUCAUGUCACCACAACACACAGUCAAUAUUCAUAAAGAUCUGAUGUGUGCAAGAGAAAAUCUCAAGAAGAUUUACCCUCUGAAUUACCGUGUUGAAGUUCUUGAGAAUAUUUUCUCACUUUUGUUUGUGAGAUUUGAUCAGCGAUUGGAUUGUCUUGUGAAAUCGGACAGUGAAGGUGAUGAUUCUUUAGAAGAUGCCUGCCCACAGAUGCACAGUCAACAUUUUGGUUAUGCUCGACAUGGGCUUAAGACCACUAGUAGCUCCGAGGUAAACAAUUCUGAGAAACUAGAAUCAGGUUCCAGCAGCAGCAUCUCAGGUUUAACACAACGGGCGUCCCCACCUGGGUUCUUAGCAUCACCAGAUGUUGUUGAUCUCUUUCUGAAGGUAUUCAAAGAGUGUUUGAAUGACCUAGGCAUGACAGAUACUCAGAAGUUAGAUGAAUAUAAUCUUAAGGGAAAAAGACAUCUUCACAAACACUUAAAGUGUUCUAUAUCUGACACAGAAUUAAAACAGAGGAUUGUGAGGCUUGAAAAAUGUACAAAUGAAGCUCUGUGGCGAUUCCAGUUAGUUUCGGAAAAGGUUAAAGGUCAGGAAAGUUACAGUAGCUACAUCGAGGAAGAAGAUCUUGGAAGAUUGAUUAAUGAGGAUGUACAGGAUGAUUAUGAAAAGUUAGACAUGCGCAAGAAACCAAAUAACAACAGCAAGCACUCAGCCAUGUCAACUAACAGUUACAGACGAAGGAGGCGGUUGAGCAGUCGCUCAAAUUCUACUUCAUCUUCAAAACCUAGAUGUGAAGGUAUUGUUUCGUGUAUGCUUUCAACUCAGCAGAUGCUUGUUCGGAUUUGUAUGGUUAAAGGGAGAUUUCGCAAAGCAAAGCAGGUUAUCGAAAUGUUUGAAAUGGAAAAUGGCUGUGAAGUGUCUGAAGUGAAUUUCGCCCAACACUGGAUCUCAGCAACUGAGCAAGUUCAAAAUUUAGAUGUCAGUGUAAACAAAAUGUCCUCCACUUCUAGGUCUAAGAAGUCCUCUUUGGGAGUCAUUGCUAAUAUUGCCGGCUCAGCAGUCUCUGCCAUGUCCGCAGGAAACAUUGUAGAUGAAAUAUUAACAAGACUUCCCUCAAAUCUGUAUAAACCAGUGAACAUGAAGCCACAACUGAGAGACAAGACAGGCCUUGCAGAACUUCAUAAGCACCUACAGAGCAGAAAUGUUGCAAGUAUGGUUGCUCUUGACUUGGCAUGCACAGCAUGUAAAGUCUAUGAGACAUCAUUGAGUCUUCUUGACAGAGGGGAGAGCUCUGUCAUCUCAAGCACACUUAAGGGGACAGUGACUGGGAAAUCAAGCAGUGAGACAACUCUACUUGGUGUGAGCGACUUCCUUCAAGGUCUGUACAAUGCUGUGAGGGUUGAAGGCCCACCCAUGGAUUCUGAGGUAGUCGGUGAGGGAGUGUUUAUCAAGCAAAGUGUCCAAGAACUCCUUCUUUGCGGCAGUAGACCUCUCCAGGCCACUAGUCUUCAAAAGCAUUAUAGGUGGCAAUCGGAUAUGUCAACUUCUAUUAAGCAUCUUGCUAGUGAAUUGUCAGCUGAUGGGGAUAAACCGCCUACUAGAUCACCUGUGUCCAGAAUUCGUGCAUCCAAACAAUCUGCAAGUUCAGUUCACAAAGCCUCAAGUAACCUGAUGCGAGUACUGGACAACAAUGUCUACAGAGAACACAAGACAUCGUCUAAUUAUUACAGCCACAGAGAAGAGCAUUCACAGAAGCAGGUGAAUUACAUGAAGACUAUAUGUGAUCAUGUGAACACAUUGGCUUCUGUGCUCCUGGAAUCAAAAGGACGAGAUACAGGUAGUGGUGUGAAUCUAAAUAUUUCAACUAAGUCAUCCAACCCCUUUUCAGUGCUAAACAAAGGCCCUCACUCGGAGCUGGGUAAACUCAUGUUCCAUGAUAAUAUCCCUCCGUCCAGGUUAGAGACAAUCGCAAGCAGUUUAAAACUUGAUCUCGUUGAUGUGAUGGUUAAAAGCUGCUGUCCAAUAAUUGCACUUGAUUCACCACCAGUGGUCAAGUCGCGGACUACUGAUGGAAAAAUUGUUUUGAAUGUUGGACAACAAUGGUCUCAACAACCAAGACACCCAGGAGUUGUGGUGAAGGAGCUGUUGUCUAGGUUAAUCCGAUUAAUGAAAAACCACAUUGGAAGUUCUAAUGUAGCUGGUGUUUUUGACAUGGGCGGUGCCUUUCUGGCGAGUGGAAUGCCAGAGUGGUUUGAGAUUUCUGCAGCCACUUGUGAACUCCAGGUUGUUGACCUCGACCUCCUUCUUACUAAUGAUGACAAAAUUUGCUUCUUUACCAACCUCUUAAAUCUGUUACUGGUUCAUGCAGCUAUAGAACAUAUACAGGGACAAAUGAAGAUGAACAUUAGCCCUACGAACCACACUAAACAUGAGUCUCUGGGAUGUAAAUCAAGUCUUAAGGAUUGGAAUGUGCAGGAACCAGGAAGCUGCUCUUCAUCAACGUUGGACAGGCUCUUAUAUUAUUCAAACAUUGCCUACAAAGUCGGACAGAUCGGUGUCAUUAGUGCAUUUGACCUGCGGUUUUCAGUUCUCCAUAAUGAUCUUCCAGCGCCAGCUUUACUUGGGCCAAUACUCAAGCAGUUGCAAUCAGGUCUUGGAAAGUGCUUACCUUGGCAGUCAUAUGUUCCUGGGCCUGAGAGCAGGUUGCUGUUUGUGAUCGCCAAUAGCUGCUUCUCAUCACCUAUUCUACAGGUGUUGGAAGAAGAUAAUUUGAAUAUGCAGUUGACAGAUGCCAUGAGGGCCUACCUCGAUUAUCAUGUGUCUGUAGACCAUGAUAAGAUGCAGAUAACAAUUCCACAGCAACUUGCAUGGUUUCGUAAGGAUUUCACGGGUAAAAAUCUGCAGGAGAAUGUUGAGUCAGGUCGUAUCUUUGAGGGUUUGAUUCACUUUCUGAUAGCACACGUGUCUGCCGAACUAGGGGAAAGUUUAGAAUCUGUUGUUCUAAGUUGUUCGCCUAGAAGGAUAGAAGUUCAGAAUAGAGAUGACCCUUCCGGUAAUGAAGCUAGCAAAAUCGGAGGCUUGAAAAUUAAGAUAACUACGAUGGACUUUAGUUUUGGCUACAUGUUCAGUUAUGCGGCCGGUCCGCAUGGCAGAAGCGUGCGAAGACGAUCAUCUGCUCCCUCUCUCGGUCAAAAUGAAGAUGAUGAUGAUGGAAAAUUGAAUCAGAAACCAACAUUUUCUCCAAACCAAGAAACACUAAAAUAUAUGCAGACAAAGAAUCAGUUCAUAUGGACAAUAUCUAAGGUGGUUGGUUGCGUGGAUGGUGGUGGUGAUUGGAAGCUGUCAACACAUGUUGAUGAAUACAGUGACAGCACACUAAUGGAGACAUCAACUUUAACCGAUGAAGAAACUUCUCCCUAUGGAUUGGAACGAUUCCCUGAUUUGCAAAGAUAUUUACAGGUUUUUUCUGCUGUAUUUCUCCGUUUUCACAAUGAUCACCAUAAAACAGAUAAAGUAAAAUCUCUAACGGAUGCAGCAGUUUCCGAUAGUAUCUAUUCAUACAUCUUUGGAAGGGUAGACAGCAGAACUUUUCAAGAAGCCAUCACUAGUGAUCUGAACAAAGCACUAGAAAAUGGACAGUGGCAACAAAUACUUAAUAUAUUAGAUUUACUUAUACAUUUCCAGUACGAUAAUUGUAAUGAUUUAGUGACAUUACGCGACUACAUAUUAAUAAGUCUUAACAGCGAGUGCAGCUUGGAUGUCACGACAUCAAAGAAGUACUUAAUGCAGGUGCAGCAUGAGGACCUUCUGGCAAAUUCAGUACUUAGCACGCUUCCAUCUUACUCCUCUGAAGUCUGUCUUGAGUUACUUGAGCACUGUGUCUUCCAGUUAUCAGCAGAUUCUCCACUUCUGGAAUUUGUUAAGCAGAAAUAUAAAGAAAUGCAGAUAUAUAACAAGAUAUCACGAUAUGCAAAGCAGUACAAACCAGUGUCAUGUGAUUUAAUAGACACCAACGAAAUAGACGAAUUGGUUAAUGAGAUGGAUUGUUACUCACAGUGGCAGUAUAUUGCGGAGCAAUCAUUGGCGAAACCUAAGCAAGUGUUGGCAGUCAUUCUAUCAGCUCAUGAUUAUGAGACCGCACUCAAUUGGGCCAAUCUUCACAAUUCCACAAAACCACUGAAACAGGUGAUUGAGAAGAAAUAUUUAAUGUCAUUACUACAAGAAAUUCAUCCAAACAUCAAGAUUUACCAGAUUCUUGAGGGAAUUGACGACAAACAUUACUGCUACACACUGUGUAGGUCACUGAUGCUGACCUCUGGUGUAAGCUUACUGGGUAUCAACUCAGUUGUCCAGUUUGUGACUACCAGCCUAGCUGACCAUAUUGCUCCUGAUCAACUUCAAGAAUUCAAUGCAACAAGGAUUGGCGUCAAGAUGUUGCUUUGUAUGCCGUCAAGAACACAACCUGGGUAUGAGCAUCUGAUGAGUGAGCCGUUACUGAUCCUGGAACAGUUGAUCAUGAACGCUGACCUUGUUGUUGCUAAUAAGGUAAUGACGGUUUUGAAUGAGUAUGUUGAUAAACAACCAGAAACAAAUGGCUGGAAGAAAGCGGUCGAUCAACUCGUCUCCAAAUACGCAAGCGAGGCUUUGAUUAUUCACACAAUUGCCGAACAUUGGGAUGACUGCUCCCUAGAUGAAGAGCAGGAACAAUCUGCUUUCCCAGAUGCAGACACUAUGUCUGUAGUGAGUGACAUAAAGGAUGAGUCGUCACCUUACUUGCCCUCAUCACCACCCAAGAAAGAAGACUGGGUGAAAGACUCAGCCGUAACUGUCUGCAUGGUCUGCAAAACUGAGACCUUUAGUAUGUUCAAUAGGAGACAUCAUUGUCGCCGCUGUGGACGUGUUGUGUGCUGGCGUUGUUCUCAACUACAAGCUGUUGUCAAAGGUUAUGGCGAGGUUCCUGUGCGAGUAUGUGAUGAUUGCUACAGACAUUUUAUCAUACCAAGAAGAGUUUCUAUUAGGCAAGAGCCAUCUCCAAGGAGAGACAGGAGCCUAUCAGGUACAAAUUUGAGAUCUGCUGAUCGCAGAUUAAGGCGAUCACCAACCCCCAGUCUUAGAAGUGCUUACCGUUUGCCAUUACCCAAUGCACCAGAGGCGCUUUUCAAGCUCAAAUGUGAUACUGUUUACAAUACAACUGUCCGAGACGAAUUCUGCUAUGACCAGGCUCCGAGCACAUCUCUGUGUAUUUCUAUACUUGAUCUUCAUAGCGAUCCCAGUGAAUGCGGUUCUUUAAUUCUUGACCUCUGCCGAGGCAUGUCGGAAAAUCUACGCCCUUUGAAACCUGGCGUUCCCAACCCCGAGAUUGAUUACAACUUGCUAAUCAGCAUGAUCACUAGGCUUUUAUUUGAUGCCAAGUUGAAGUUCAUGAAAGCGGAAGCUAUCCACUGCAUAGAGCAAUGCGAUACUUACAUCAGCCUGGUUGACCUUCUUUCAAAUUUUGUUGCUGCCAACUGCCCUGAUAUUCCCAGUAUUCAUCAAUUAACAAAGCCAGAUUCAGCAAGACUGAUCCGUGACAGGUUAUUAGAAAGCGAACGCUUGAGUCUUGCAAUGGAAGUGUCCACCAAGUGCGGGCUGGACACCGGAGCUGUCUGGGCCUCUUGGGGGAUGAGCUGCCUCAGGUCAGGGGAUUACGAAGGAGCAAAGGAAAAAUUCAAAAGAGUCUUGAAGCCUGCGGAUGAUAAGAACAGUCUUCAACCACCUUCAAAACUGCUCUCAGAUAUUCUUCAGUUUCUGGAAUGUGUCAACACAGAAGCUGUGUCUGUCCAAGAAAUCAGCAAGGCCUCUCCGAGCUAUAUCAAAGAUUAUUUUGCUGAUCCAAAGCAGAUAACGUCAGUUUUGGAGCAAAUGAAUAGCGGUCCAUUGGAAGAGUGCAAAUGGUACAUUCAAACGUUUGGCACGCAUCUGUCGAUGGUGGAGUUCUACCUGAGACAUGACUACCUGGCUAAAGCAGUGUUUUAUAUCAUUGCUGAGAAGUGUGCAGCCCCUGUAUUUCUUGAGGGCAUUGUAAUGCCGUGCCUUAGAGAGGGCAGUAUUCAUAAGCUACAAGAGCAGAUGAAGUUAGUUGACUCAGGUUUUAGUAUGUGGUCUACGUACCUGACAGCUACUUGUCGCCACCUGACCAGUAAACGAUACUUCCAUGUACUGUAUCUAUUCCAGGUUUUUAUGAAGGAUUUUGUGCGGGCCUCGAUGACAUGUAUUAAAUUUUUCCAAGACCGAGUUAAAUCUUAUACUGAAUUGUUUGAGCGUCUGCAUUACCUAGACACAGCAAAACACCACUUGAGAACUGCGAGUGACAUGAGAGGGUUGCCUAGAGGAGCUGCACACCAGAUGUCACUUUCAGCGCCAGACAUUGCCAAGCACAUAAGAACGAUUGAAAUGCAGAUAGAAGUAACCAAGUGUAUUCAUCAAGUUGGUCAUUUGGAAAUAUCGAGGCUGUCCAGAGAUGCUGACAAACAAUCAUCAAAUGUUUCAACGCUCUUUGGGGCUGGUAAAGACAAAGCACAAGUUGCUUACAUGAUGUUAAUGGUAGGAUUGGAAAUGGAACAAGGAUUCACUAUUGGUUACAGAAUUAUUCAGAUAUAUCGUCUUCCUGCUCCUGUGAUUUUCACCCGUGUUGGUCGAAAUCUAGCAGAGAGACGGAAAGUGAAAGAAAUUGGAGGAUUCUUGGAGAAACUUUGUGGCAAUAGAUACUGCGAUGCGGACACUGGCGAUGAUAUUUUGAGUGCUUGCGUCAAGGUCAUUGCUCCUGACCCUCAGUGUGCUAAAGAGACAGAGUAUCUUAUUAAACUUAUGAGAAGGAAAACAAAUCAGGUGAAUGCUUAUAUAUUAUGUGGCAAGCUGAAAUCAGCAUAUUUGAUUGCAGUGAAGUCUGAAAGCGAAGCGGACAUCAAGCGCAUAGCGGUCGCUGCCCAAGAAACGGGCCAGGCCGCUGUUAAAUCUAUCUGCGACAAGUGGCUAGCAUCAAAAGGAAUGAAAUAAUUAUACAAUCCCAUAAUAUACAGUACUUUCUAUGUAUUUUUGUAUUUUUUUUUAAUACCAGUGACAUGAGAUAGAAGAGAGAAUACAGGACAAAAAACAUAUAGCACAUAUAUUAUGCAUUUUGUGGCUUUAUGUUAUCUUUUAAGGUGCCAGAGAAUGAUUGAUUGAUUGAUUGAUUGAUUGGUUGAUUGAUUGAAUGAUUUAUUCAUUUAUUGACUGGUUGGUUGUUUGAAUAAACUUAACAACUGUAAUCAACACUUUUAUGUAUUCAAUAUAUUAUUAUUUAUACAUAUUAUGCAUGAAUCUCUGAAUUAUUAUGCCAUCUACUAUUUCCUCUCAGGAAAAAAAAAGUGCAUUUGCCAAGAGGUAAUGUUCUUGCUUUUUGCGCUGAAGAUCCCAGUUCAAACCAGACCAGCAUUUUAACUUGUUCUGCUCCUCCAAUAACCUUCCUAUUAUAGGCAGGCUAAGGGACAAUAUAUCCAUUGUAUAUCUCGAUACUGGCAAUGCACUGCUGCUGCCACAGGGGCCCGGAUAGAAUUUCCAGUUUCGAAUAUUUGGAAUUAAGCAAAAAAGAAAGAAUUUAAGUCCAGUUGUAUGAAUGUGUUGUAGUGAUCAAGGCAUGUAUAGUGUGGUGUAUGAAUGUGUUGCAGUGAUAGAGGAAAGCCUUCUAGUGUAUUAAUGUGUUGGGGUGGGGUAUAGAGACACCCUAUCCGGGUGUACGAAUGAUCAUGUGCUUGGUAAAUAAGUCUGUGCAAUUAUUGGAAAUACAAGUAGAAGAUUGUCUCCCAGUGUAGGGGUAUACGGACCAAUCACAGUCAAGCUGCAGAGACACUCCAAUAUGUAUCCGAAAAUUGAAGGGAUGCAUUUUAAAAUAUAUUCAGGAUAUUAAAUUUAUAUUAAAAUAUAACAAAUUAAAUAUAGGCUACUUAUGUACAAAAUUAUAUAAAUUAUGCACUGAAAGUAUUUAAAUAAAUAGCAUAAAUUUGUACCACGUA
Messenger RNA from Anneissia japonica, 9944 nucleotides. RefSeq names its product zinc finger FYVE domain-containing protein 26-like. Bases 166 to 8949 code for a protein of 2927 amino acids. The record is from RefSeq and is a predicted model, not a curated record. The transcript is spliced from 40 exons. Gene Ontology annotation, cellular component: centrosome; midbody; lysosomal membrane. Lineage: Eukaryota; Metazoa; Echinodermata; Crinoidea; Comatulida; Comatulidae. Gene Ontology annotation, molecular function: phosphatidylinositol-3-phosphate binding; metal ion binding. Gene Ontology annotation, biological process: double-strand break repair via homologous recombination; mitotic cytokinesis; regulation of cytokinesis.